Molecule: messenger RNA, 1297 nt
Organism: Haliaeetus leucocephalus (bald eagle)
Lineage: Eukaryota; Metazoa; Chordata; Aves; Accipitriformes; Accipitridae
Gene: EIF5A2
Product: eukaryotic translation initiation factor 5A2
Exons: 4
Coding region: 13-474 (153 amino acids)
Biological process (GO): positive regulation of translational termination; positive regulation of translational elongation
Molecular function (GO): ribosome binding; translation elongation factor activity; RNA binding
Source: RefSeq, a predicted model, not a curated record
CCGCCCAGCGCCAUGGCCGACGAGCUCGACUUCACCACGGGCGAUGCCGGCGCCUCCUUCACCUACCCCAUGCAGUGCUCGGCGCUGCGGAAGAACGGCUUCGUGGUGCUCAAGGGCCGCCCCUGCAAGAUCGUGGAGAUGUCCACCUCCAAGACGGGCAAGCACGGCCACGCCAAGGUUCACUUGGUUGGUAUUGAUAUCUUCACUGGUAAAAAAUAUGAAGAUAUUUGUCCAUCAACUCAUAACAUGGAUGUUCCCAAUAUCAAGAGGAAUGAUUACCAGCUGAUAGGUAUUCAGGAUGGGUAUCUCUCCCUGCUGACAGAAAGCGGUGAAGUUCGUGAGGAUCUAAAGCUGCCAGAAGGGGAUCUUGGCAAAGAAAUAGAAGGAAAAUUCAAUGCCAAUGAAGAUGUGCAGAUAUCCGUCAUAAGUGCAAUGAAUGAAGAAUGUGCUGUAGCCAUAAAGCCUUGCAAAUAAAGAGGAUCACCAGGCUCGGGCAACUGCUCAGGUCUGGACAAACCACAGAUCUAUAAAUUUGGUUCUUAUUGUCACCAAAGCUCUGGCCUUCACAAGCAACCUCAUUUCUUUUCUGAAUUGUUAAAAAGCAGUGCUGGAUUCUGGAUUAGUGUUGCAGGCUAACUGGCAGUUUUCAAAAUCACUGAGAUUUUAAUUCCUUAAUUGUAACUAUUUUAACAUUCCUGUAGGUUUCAGCUAUGGAUCUGAGAAACCAAUCAGGUGUUACUAGUGGAUAUAUUUUUAUUUGCUUGAGCAAAACAGUGUUUGUCUGUAUGAACAGACAAAAUACAGUAUUCAGGGGCUUUUAGAUAAGCUGGUAGGUAUCUAGGAUUAUAAAGUGACCUAGAGCACAAAUAGUAUUUUUCUUGACAUGUUUAGGUAGAACUGACAAUAAUAAGUAGCUUUUUUUUUUUUUUUUUCUUUUUUCUUUAAAGCUUAAGUAUUUUGUGGAUUGGGACUCUUGCAGAACUGUAGGUGCCAAUCGCAACUUUUAGACCAAGAAACUCAAGUGAUCAAAAAUGCCAGCUGGCUUGACCAAGCCCCAGUGGCCAUGUGCAACUUAACUGUAUUACCUCUGUAUUCUUCUUUGCCAACUUGUUGGCUUAUUGUAACGAUAAAAUGGUGUCAAAGCCUACCUGUGGUUUAGGCAGGCAGUUGGAAUAUUGGGUAGAUAAGACAUAGACAGGUCAAGGGGACACAAAGGUGAGAAUGGAUGUUAAAGCUAUAGACUUUCACUCGAGGCCUUUGUCAGACUUGAAAAAUAAAAUAGUAAAAUGCAGUUCAA